This is a messenger RNA of Daucus carota subsp. sativus, 1677 nucleotides long. Its product is annotated as protein PIN-LIKES 3. Gene Ontology annotation, biological process: endoplasmic reticulum to cytosol auxin transport. The coding region runs from base 209 to 1495 and encodes 428 amino acids. The transcript has 11 exons. The record is from RefSeq and is a predicted model, not a curated record. Gene Ontology annotation, cellular component: membrane. NCBI's taxonomy places the organism in Eukaryota, Viridiplantae, Streptophyta, Magnoliopsida, Apiales, Apiaceae.
UUUGAUACACAGAGUACUUUCAUGUACGUAUGCUCCCAAUUUGUUGGACGUAGUUGUUUCCGUGCCAUAAUUCUUAGUAGCACUGUACUAGCAUAAUUCAAUAGCUUUGUUAUACAGCACUUGAAUAUAUAGAUCAUAAGGACAGCUCGAAUCAGCAUAUUUCACAGCGUUACACAAUAUUCUUGAAUUCAUCAAAAUUAUUACAGAGAUGGAGCUAUUAAACCUAUUUGUUGCUGCUUCAAUGCCGGUGCUCAAGGUGCUACUUCUAACUGCACUCGGCUCGUUUCUAGCACUAGACACCAUCGAUUUACUCGGAGAGGAUGCUCGUAAUAGUAUGAACAGGAUUGUAUUCUAUGUUUUCAGCCCAGCACUUAUCGGUGGCAACUUGGCAAACACUAUUACAUAUGAAAGCAUGAUUAAGCUGUGGUUCAUGCCUGUAAAUAUCCUCUUCGCAUUUAUUGUUGGUUCUGGCCUUGGUUGGAUGGUUAAUCUGCUGACUAAACCUCCACCGCAUCUUCGGGGACUUGUUAUAGGUUGCUGUGCUGCCGGAAACCUGGGAAACAUUCUAAUCAUUAUCAUCCCAGCAGUUUGUAAAGAAAGCGGAACCCCUUUUGGAGCUGCUGAUGUCUGUAGUACAUACGCAAUGGCUUAUGCUUCACUAUCAAUGGCGAUUGGAGCUAUUUAUCUUUGGGUAUAUGCAUAUAACGUUGUGCGCAUAUCUGUAGAGGCAAGUUUAAAACAAGUAGGGAAAAAUGGGUCUUCUGUCGGCAACUCUUCAAUAGCAUCAUCCAUGACAGAGCCGAUAGGCUUCAGUGAACCACUGCUUUCUCAGGUUGACGCUGUAACAAUUGAACACAACACAGAAGCAUUGCCUCUCGCUAGGUUUGAAAAAAAGAAUCAGUUGUCACUCACAGAUAAAAUAAAGCAUUAUAUGUUGGAAAUAUCACAAACUCUCAAUUUGAAGAAGUUAUUUGCUCCUUCAACCAAUGCAGCGAUUGUAGGUUUUGUAGUUGGAGUUGUACCUUGGCUCCGAAAAUUGAUGAUUGGUGAUACAGCUCCUCUCCGUGUAAUCGAAGACUCCACUAUUUUACUAGGGGAGGGAGCCAUUCCAGCUCUCAGUUUGAUAAUUGGAGCAAACCUUCUCAGAGGUUUACGCGCAACAGGAACUCAGAAAUCCAUGGUUUUUGGCAUAGUGGUUGCUCGUUAUAUAGCCCUUCCUCUAGCAGGCAUUGGCAUCGUCAAAGGUUUAAUGCGGCUUAAUUUGGUGAAGGCAGACCCUUUGUACGAGUUCGUGCUUUUGAUUCAGUACGCAGUUCCACCUGCUAUGAAUAUGGGUACCAUUACACAGAUGUUUGGAUCUGGUGAAACUGAAUGCUCUGUUAUUAUGCUGUGGACUUAUUCUUUAGCUUCUAUCUCACUCACAUUAUGGUGUACUUUCUUCUUGUGUGCAUUGACCGGAACAUUCAAAAUAAAGUGGCGAUUUCUUAGCUGCUAACUUCUUAUAAGAAAGAGAAGUAGAGCUCAGGGCCAUUAGUGUGCAAACUUAUUGGGGGUGUUUGUUUACACUUUUUAAGCUCAACUUCUGAUUUAUAAGUUAGAAGCACUUAUUUCUACUGUUUGUGUAAAAAGUCAAGAAGCACUUAUAAAAAGCUAGAAAUGCUAGCUUUUGUUUCGGGA